Megalopta genalis is the source of this 9113-nucleotide messenger RNA. Its product is annotated as SLIT-ROBO Rho GTPase-activating protein 1. Gene Ontology annotation, molecular function: protein binding. Lineage: Eukaryota; Metazoa; Arthropoda; Insecta; Hymenoptera; Halictidae. Gene Ontology annotation, biological process: signal transduction. The record is from RefSeq and is a predicted model, not a curated record.
UUCGAACUCGAAUCAAUGUCUUUGCUGGUUCAAAGCCCUAGGUAUUUCGGUAGCCCAGGUUAAGCGAAUGCCACGGUGUCAUCGAAAACACAACGCGGUUACGAUAGUGAAAUAUACGGCUAAUCGGCAAUUUUGGUCUCGUGAGAGAGCAUUGCGCUGCUAUUUGGCUUCGCAUUACACCGUAGUUUCUGGUUAACUCACAGGCGACCUCAACACAAUUACAGGCCGUCGGUCUGCACCAGAAUUGAGAUAACGAAACGCAAACGGAGCCAACGUCGCAAUAACUAUUUGACGCUUCCCUUCGAAUCAUACAGGAAGGAAGUGGAUAGGGAAACGUUGUGUUGCAUACCAAUUUCCAUAGAGAUCACGCGAUCCCAAAUUUACUUUGUCGUAUCGUGAGACCCAUUUUCGUUUCGUUUUUUUCUCAAAUGCAAUAACGCAACCUGUACCAACGUAUUAUGUGCAUAUAUCUUGUUAGUUCUGUCCAACGUUUUUCUGUUUGGCACCAAUCUCUGCAAAGUGCAACAAUAUGUUCAUUAUAUUAUAAAAUUAGAUUAUUAUAAAGAUCGAUUGAUACUUUACGAACACCGCGUACACAUGUGAUACAUACAAAUGUAGAUACGGUAAGAAAGCCGUAGGGUACUAUACGGAAGAGGUUUCGAGUGCCGUAUGUCAAGAGUUCUAGGAAGGGUCUGCACUGAUUCGCUGGAGACCCUUAAGUUCGAAUUCGGUAACUCUCAUCUGGUAGAAGCGCAGAAGUUCGGAUACUUAACCUAAAUUUGCUAAUUGAGACACUACAUGCAAAGCACGACAUUUUAGUGGCGAUAAUCGUCUGUCAGCAACUUAAUUCCAAUAUAAAUGUUGCUUACCUGUUUUCUCCUUCUUAAGCAAAUUGUCAUAUUCGUUGAAGUGAAAAUUGAUCGCUCAGAGGAUCGAUUAAUUAUUAUUUUUCACGAUAGUUUCAACGUUCAAAUGAAGUAUCAAAAGUUCUAAUACUUAACCUAAAUUUGCUAAUUGAGACACUACAUGCAAAGGACGACAUUUUAGUGGCGAUAAUCAUCUGUCAGCAACUUAAUUCCAAUAUAAAUGUUGCUUACCUGUUUUCUCCUACUUAAGCAAAUUGUCAUAUUCGUUGAAGUGAAAAUUGAUCGCUUAGAGGAUCGAUUAAUUAUUAUUUUUGACGACAGUUUCAACGUUCAAAAAUAACCUCCAAACACGUUGAAAUCUGUUGUGCUACGUACGUUACGAAGAGUCUAUUUCACAGAUUACUACAUCGUGUAACGAAUGACAGAAUUAUUCGUACAUUGGUCAGUAAAAACAAGCAGCGUUCGCAGCGUUUCGGUAAAACAUCGAGUAUUCGUAGAAAUCGGACGUUAACCUCGUUUUGUUUGGUUAAUCUCGUUGCAGGUUCUGCCGCGUUCCUGGCGUCGAUAAGAAAGGGUGGCUAAUUGGUUAGAUCGCGUUUGCGUCGGUAAUUAGGAAACCGGCAAAUCGGCAGGAUGACUUAUCCCGAAAAUUGCCGUGUUCUCUCGGGGUCUCGUUGCGGCAGCGUUGCUGCUCGGCGGAUUUCACGUAGCCGAGAGGAGAGCUACUGCACGGUGAUUCGCUCGCGUCGAACGCACACGAGCGCAAGGUUAAGACGGAUGCGUGAACGUGCACGGGGAGACACACGUAUCGCGUAUCCGCGGCAAUAUAGCCAGUAGGCGUAGAGAGGAAGGCGCGUGCGUGCAGGCCUUGCUGGCAAUUGUAGUUAAUUUAACAAGAGUCGAAGCAACGAGUGGCUGUCGUUGCUGGUCAGUUCGCGCGGCCGAGUCCUUCUCGACUGGUGGUCGCGACCGAUCCAUGAGAAUUCUCUCGCGGUCGUCGAAACCGCGCGGCAUCGCGUCGAUCAACCGACCGCCGUGAUUUCCCGUCGAGACACCCGCGACGCCUUUAGUUUCGUACGACCAGGACAAACAAAAUAUUCCUUUUCCAGACCUCUCACAGUUCUCUCUUCUCGCGGCUCGUUCAAGCUCUGGUGCAGCGACCAAGUCGUUUCUAAUCCGUUCCCGGUCAUUUCGCAACGGACCGCGACCUCGACCGACUCGAAACAAGUCGACGCCAGCUGUCGGCGCGGAACGAUCUCUCGAUUCCUCGUUCCGAUCCGUUCGUUUCGCAGUUCUCGUUUCCGAGCUUGUUCUCCAAUUCGCUCGUUGAAGUCUGCGAAUCGCGGACGAGCAACACGGAGGCGUAACAUUGAUAAAUUUAUUCAAAUAUUAUUUGCCGAAUCCCGACAACGAUCUUUCUGAUCGUAGAUCGUUUUUUCUCGGAGAUCGUUUAGGAAACCGUUCUUCGCGUGAAGUCGAUAAAGUAGAAAACGCCAAUCGAGGGAAUUUAGAUGCUUCAAAGUUGCAAUUAAUACCGAUAACCGCCACGGAGCGCCCCCUUUCCCCUUGUUCUCGUUGCGUAGGACUGCCGUAUAAUAAUUGGUACUAGCCGAUCAGUAAGGUAGCCGCAUUUCGAGGUGUAAGACGCGUUCGGAAGAGAUUCGUGUUCGAACGAGAGAAAGGACGUUUCUCGUUGCCUCGUCGUCUCGCGGCGACCUACGGAUAUCGAACUCGCGUUCCUCUCUCUCCUGAGAACCAUUGGUGCUCCUGCGUGCCGACAUCGUCUCGUCCAUCCUAUCGUUCGUUACUUACGAGAUUUUACCAUCGAACGUGACAAUAGAAAGGCUGUAAGGCGCGUGUCGAUUAUCGGAGUGUCUCUCCGUUAUUCCGUGCGCGAUUCAGUGCGCGUAUUAUAUGCCUGCAAUGUUUUCACGAGCGACGUCGGUUUGUUCGAAACAAUCGGACGAAAGUUUGUGUCAUUCGUUCGGCCGACGGGAACUCCGCGAAGCAAGUGGUUUUGCGGUAUAACGCCAAUGCUGGGAGAAACCUGUCCGGAAUUGGUGUUUGGCGUUUGCCUGGUGCAGUCUCCGAGCGGCCACAAGCUAUCCACGCACAGGAUAUGACAUGCGAAUCGCCUGAAGUGAUCGAGCCACACGGGGAACACACGUAAUCUAAUCCGCCCCACGCAGUGAAAACCCAACGGAAUUUCGUAAAAUGGGAAUUGCGCGAGGCUGUCGAUAAUACGCGGCCGGAUACGUGAAACGAUUACCACACGAAAUUGCGGCUCGCGAAAAAAAAAAACAAAAAAAAAACUUGUGUGUUACGGUCGGAACCGAAGACACCCGUCUCCGACGAAACAGACGAAACGGAAAAGUGAGGGAGGGAGAAAAGGGGACGAGAAAAAAAGUGAGAGAGGGAGAGUGAGAGAGAAAGAGAGAGAUACCAGCGAACUUGACGGAUUACGCAGAAAAAAUGUUCAAGCUCGCCGGACGCCAAGAAUGGGAAGCUUUGACGAAAGACAUACGGCUACAGCUGAACGAACAGCUGAGAUGUCUCGACGUCCGGAUGGAGGCGCAAGUCGCCCUCGUCGCGGAGCUUCAGGAUUUUUUUCGAAAGAGAGCAGAGCUGGAGCUCGAUUACAGCAAGUCGCUCGACAAGAUGGCGAGAAGUAUACAGCUCAGGCACAAGGAGCAAAAGCAAAAACGAGAACAGUGGCCACUGUUCUCCAGCUACGCUUGCUGGCAGCAACUCAUCAAGGAGACCAAGUCCUUGAGCAGAGACCAUGCGGCGCUUUCGGAAGUAUAUAGCACGCACCUCGUGGGUCGUCUAAACCAGGUGAUGGAAGACGUCCAGCGGAUAUACAAGCGUUGCCGUGAGAUAGGCUACGAGACACACGAGGAGAUCCUGCGGGUGCUGCACGAGCUCCAUACGACGAUGAAGACGUACCAGGCUUACCAAGCGGAGUCGAGGCAAGCGGAAACGAAACUUCGUGUCGCGGAGCAGCAACGCAGCAAGCUGGAGGUUGCGAACGCUCCUCCGGAGAAGCUCGCGCGCAGCAAAAAAUACAAGCUCAUCGAAAAGGAAGUGAACAAGAGGAAGAACAAGUACCAAGAGGCGAAGCUGAAAGCGUUGAAAGCGAGAAACGAUUACAUUCUUUGCCUGGAGGCCUCGAACACGACGAUACACAAGUACUUCGUGGACGAUCUGUCGGAUCUCAUCGACUGCAUGGAUUUUGGCUUCCAUAAUUGCAUCGCUCGCGCGUUGCUGAUGCACUGCAGCGCGGAGGAGGGCAGACAACGUUCGUUGCAGUCGGGCGCCGAGCAGCUGGCCGCCUGCGUCGGUGCUCUAGACUCCAGAGCGGACAAGCAGCGAUUUCUGGAGUCUCAUCAUUCCGCGUUCAUGAUCCCGAAGAAGUUCGAGUUUCAAGGCCAGCGAGGAGACGAAGCACCCGAACCCGAAUUGCAAAAGUUGUUGCACGCCGAGAUGGAGCAACGUUUGACGCAACUGCAGCAGAGGGUCACGUCCUUGAGAACCGAGUCCGAGGAAGUAUGGAAAACGUUGGAGACGGCGGAAGCCAGCCUCUUGGAGAUGCUGACAGCGAAGGACUACGACUGCUCGAGGUAUUUCGGAGAGAACGCCGUGCCUACGUCGAGGCCUCCGGAGACCUUGCAAAUCAAGCUCAGGGCCGACAGGCAAGAAACCGAAGAAUUCUACCUCACGAAAUUCAGGGAGUAUCUGCUUGGCACCUCCAGAAUAGCUAGACUAGACGCGAAGCAGGAAUACAUCAGGCAGAGCUUGCUGGACGGCUCGACCGCGAGCCCGAAUCCGUCGCUGUCAACGACCAAACAGAAACAGGCCCGGCGGAAACGUAUCGGGCGGCUGCAGAUGAACGGCCAGCCGAAGCUGUUCGGCGGCUCGUUAGAAGAAUAUUUGGAGAGCACGAAUCAGGAGAUACCGUUGAUCAUGAAGAGCUGCAUCAGAGUGAUCAAUCUCUACGGCCUCCAUCACCAAGGGAUUUUUCGGGUCUCGGGGUCUCAGGUGGAGAUCAACAAUUUCCGCGAAUGGUUCGAAAGAGGAGAGGACCCGUUGGCCGACGUGACCGACGCGUCGGACAUCAACAGCGUGGCCGGCGUGUUGAAGCUCUAUUUGAGAGAGCUAAGGGAGCCUCUGUUUCCUAUCAUUUACUUCGAGCACCUUAUGGAAUUGGCGCAGCUGGAGUCGAAACAGGAGUUCGUCAACAAGAUGAAGGAAUUGAUUUCGAGUCUUCCAAGACCGGUUGUUAUUGUAAUGCGAUAUCUUUUCGCAUUUUUAAAUCACCUUUCAGAAUUCUCGGACGAGAACAUGAUGGAUCCUUACAACCUUGCGAUUUGCUUCGGUCCGACGUUGGUACCCGUGCCGGAGGACAAGGAUCAGGUGCAGUACCAGAAUCAAGUGAACGAGCUGAUCAAGAACAUUAUCACGUUCUGCGAGGAGAUAUUCCCCGAGGACAUUGGAGGUACUCAGUACGAAAAGUACAUCAGUAGGGAACCGGACGACGCCGACGUGGGCGACUCGCCGACCGACCAGGUCCAAGAGGACAUGGACUCGGAGGUGUACCCGUCCGAGGAUGAAUCGGAAAACCUUGAAGCCACAGCGCAAUUCGAUUUCAAUGCAAGGUCCGAAAGAGAGUUAAGCUUCAAAAAGGGGGAUACCUUGACUCUGUACACGCAAGUCAGUAAUGACUGGUGGCGAGGUGCCUUGGCUGGUAGAGAGGGGCUUAUUCCCGAUAAAUAUAUUAUGAUCAAGAUAAAGGACGAGGAACGCGAGAAGGAACUCCUGAAGUCGUCCAGCGAAGAAUCGAUGAGAAGACGAACCUCGAGCUCGGCGGACAGCGUUUUGUCGAGCAACAAUUCGCCGCUGAUGGGCCCAUCCGGGAAUCCGUCGACGUGGUCUUCGGGCAUCGCGUCCGACGCCGCGUCUGCGACGGCCACGCCGACGCCAACGGCUGCGAGCGCGAUCGCGAUCGCGACCGCAAAUGCGGCCGCGGCCACGACCGCCGCCGACAAUACCGGGAAUAACAGCAGCGGUGUUGUCCCGACGCUCGUCACGAACGCAGCCUGCAUCUCGUCGACACAGCCGAUCAUCAGUCGAGAGGAGUCCGCGUCCCGAGCGGCGAAGAUCUCCACGCCCGAAAGGGAAAAUCGUAUCGGAACGGACACCACCCCGGUCUCUGUCAUCCUAUCGACGAACGAACGGGGCGACAACGAGAAGCUGUCGAGUUUUGCCGCCGAGUCGUCGGCGCAAAGGAGCGGCGGCGAAGAAAUGGGCACGGAGGAAGCGGAUCGCGCGGGUUUCGCCGGCCAAGAGAGCGGUUCGAAGCGCGGGUCGAGCAGAAAGCAGCAUUGGAAAUGCCAGAGUAUGGGGGAGACGGUGCAGCAGCAACAACAACAACAGCAACAUCAGCAGCUAACGGCUGGAAAUUCCCUUCAGGUGGGGGGGACCGCGUUGCCGCAGGAAGAGGACCCACAGGAACAGCCGACGUUCUCGGCGAAUCGGGAGCUUUGGCAGAGGCGAGCCACGUCGCAGACCCAGUUGAAUCCCCCGGUGCCGCCGAACAAUAAGAUUUACCGCAGCUCCCAAGAAUUCCGCGAGAUGCGACAGAAACACACGCCGGAUCUCGUGAUGGACUUGCCGUUGUCGGCGCAGGAUGCGAGCAAAAAGUCUGCCUCGUCGAACAGCUUGAGCAGCUCGGACGAGGAUACACCGGUGCAACCUUCGCGGGCCGAGGCGGCUACCUCGCCGACGGGCGGUCCCGAGUCGCCGGACAUGAGCACGGCCGCCGAGCGGUUCGCCAAACAGAAUCAGUGCACCUUGAAGAAGAACACCAAGACGAACCCGCCGGAAACACAGUCGAAGCUGAAACGGGGCGUCGACGCCGAGAACGAGCCCGAGCAGGAGCCCGAGGAGAUGGUCAGAUCGGCCAGCUCGAAUCAGAUCUCCUCGGACUCCUCGAUGCCGUUGAGGUCGCCGCUGCCGCCACGAUCCAAGAUCGAGCCCAAGAUCGUCGCCAAGUUCGCGGACAUGCACCUGACCGGCGGCAGCCAAGUGUCCUCGUUCAAACCGCAGGUCAAGGUCAAGCCGACGAUACUUAGGAAACCGGUGCUGCCAUUCCCGCAUCCGCACAUGAGCCCCGAGCUCGCGAGGAAGAUCGAGAAGCAAGCGCAAAGCGCCGAGCAAACCAAUUAAUCAUCCGGUCGCGAACGAUUCACCAGCCGACUUUCCCAUUGACCAGUUACUCCGCCCAUUUGCGAGGACUCGACGAUGCGCGUUAGUUACUCUAUCCGAGAAAAAGAAGUCAAGCCGGCCAGCAUCGUUCCUCGAUAUUACCUAUAGACGCAUACAUACAUACUUAUACGUAUACAUAUAUGCAUACGCAUACACGUAUAUAGUUGGUGGACAAAGAUGCAGCUCGUCGAAUCGACGCUCCGUGAAUGCGAGAACGCGCGAGAUGUGUUCGUUUCGAUGCGACGAGUCCUCGAAUCCAAAAAAGAAACAAAAACACUCCCAUUCAUCAAAACACUCGAGACUUUCUACCAUAUUAACGAGCGAUUCGAAUUUCAUUCGUGAUAUUUUCCAUGACCCCUCACCCUGGCCCUCCCUCCUCGCACCCCGCUAGAUCUUUUACAAUCACCCCCCCCCCCAAAAAAAAAUUUUACGAGUUUGAUAGAUUUUGACCACCAACUGUACAUAUUACCUAUACAUAUUUACAUAGAACGCGUAUCGACACGUUCGAGAUGUCAAGUGUGUGGCAUCUACGAAGACCGAUGCUGUCCUCGAGCCGAGUUUAUUUUUUCUACGACUAUUUUCCAUUUUCGCAUAAUUUUUUUACCAAAUGACCCGCGAAACAAUGUUUCUAGUCAUCGAGCGACGACGCGCGUGAGAAACGACGAGAGAAACGUGUUAACAAGCAAGAAAAAAUACAUCGAAGAAAAUACAGUUUCGAGUUUACAAUACAUAGUUGCUUGGACGAGCGAGAGAGCAAGAUGCGAAAGCGAAUGAGUGAGAUUGGGGGGGAGAGAAAGACAGAGAGAAUGCGACAAUUUUUGUACGAUGGACGUUAAAACGUGUAAUUUAUUACAAACGGGAUAUUUCUUCUUGAAUGUGUAUCUUUAUGAGGAUAUUUACGACAAACGUGUUCGAUGUUCCUUUGAAAUACUCGCGAGCGAGCAUAAGUUUCAAAAAACAAGCCUUUUUUUAGAUGUUUCUUUCGUACGAUUAGUGAGAACGAGUCUUUGAACGCACGCAAGAGAGAGAGAGAGAGAGAGAGAGAGAGAGAGAGAGAGAGAGAGAGAAAGCUAGCGAAAACGAAAGUGAGAGUUGAGUGCAUACGUAUGUGUGAAAGAGAGAGAGAGAGAGAGAGAAAGAGAACUUUGGGACUCUGAUCCCGUUUAUCAUCGUAAACGCUCCGACGCGUUCUAAGAUCGUUUACAAUUAUUAUACGACGACAAUUAUGUUCGAUAUAUUCACAAAUAAAUAAUAUACGUGUGAUGAGAUGCGCGCGCGUAAGUAUUUAACGGUUCGACGUCUCUGUCUUAGCUACGCGCUGAUUAUUCUGCUAUAAAUUCAACGAAAUAGGAAAAGUCUAAUAUGUAAACGUGUCGACGUAUUCAUGCCCUUCCCUGUAACCGACAAAAAACAUUAUACUCGUUUAUCAAAUAAUAUGCAUACAGUAUCCCGAUAAUAUCCGCAAAAGCAUUCUGCACACUAUCUUUCGAAAAGAGGAACGCCACCGAUGUCGAACUAUCAAUUAUCAUUCCCAUUGUUCGAUCAAAAUCAAUUGGCGUUGUGAUCCUUUAUCGAUACCAAUUACAGAUCCAAUAUUAAUACGAAUAUAAUCGCACUAUAUCCAGCGCAGUAAGAAUACCAAAGCAAAACGCGAGUUCGCGCCUCUUCUCCAUAUUUUAUCGUAUUAUUCAGUUGCAGAAACGCUGCGAAAAUCCUCGGUUCAAUACAAUUGCGAUCCUUUUUUCGUACAACUUGCUCACGGCGGUUGCGUUUUUUACCAUCCUUUCCCCAUGCUUUAUACUUUAUACUGAAUUGUUAUUUUCCGGAGGAUUCGGUGUAAUUUUACGCGUAAUUUAAUCCUUGUUACGUCUUUGCGUCGACUUUAACCAGAUUUUAGCAGAUGCAAGAGCCUAAUUUCACAUUUAUCAGUUUCCGUUAUGGUUCAUUUUUUAUUGAUAUUCAAUAAAAAACACUUGCAGGCUG